AAUAUUUUAAUUAUAAGAUUUCUAGAGAUUUCAACAAAAUUCUUCAAGACUCUAAAAAUCCUCUAGAUAAUAGCCAAUGAUUGCUUAUCUAGUCAAGAUACGAUUCAAGAUAUUUAUUAUGGAAGAAUUAAUAAAAUUUUUUAAAUUUUAUUAGGUUAGGAAAUCUGUCAUUUUUAAUUAAUUAUAUACAUAUUCAAUUAAUAUCACCAUAAUUAUAAAUAAAAUACAUAAUUACUUAUAUAUGUAUAUAUAACUUUUGUCUUUAUAUUUAUUAUUAUUUUUAUUUUUUGCGUUUUUGUCGUAGUAUCGUCUGCAGCUAGCAACAAAACCAUAGUGAAAUAUAGCACCGAACCUAUUACCAUAAACUAGCAUGCUAGCACGCACAGCAACACGCAGCACAUAAUAUUUCAAAUUUCAAGUUGCAUAGCCAUUAUAAUUGCUAGCGAAAUGUCUCGCAUGCGAUCUAAUAUUCAAAAUCGUACCGUGUGCCGCAGGCUUUACACAUGUAUCAGUUACAUAUUUACGCAUGUGCGCAAAAAUUCAUCCUGAUUUGUCCCUUCCAUCAUUACUACGCGUGGGUUCGAAUUUCUUUGCGUUUGACGUCACCGUCACCACUUCGAACUUCGAACUUCGAAGAAGCUCCGUCCGAUAUCAUUGGAUCUUGGAUCUCAUUUGAUCCUUGAACCCUUUCCCUAAUUCCGCGGUUUGUUCCAGACAAUUUUCAAGAUAACGCGCUAGAUAUUCCACGAUUCGACGAAUAAAUCGCCUCUCAUUUAAAGCGUCUGAGUUUUCGAAUUUUGACAAGAUGUGCGUGUUGAUGACAGCUUUUAGUCGGCGAGGAUUUCUUUUGAGGGACGUCGCACAACUCAACAUUAAACAAUUGCGUUGUUCUAAUAAUCGCAAUAAUGCCUUGUCGCGAUGUUGCCCCACGUCCUUGACGUCAUGCAUCGUUAACAUUCUAAGUAAAAAGUUCUCUUCCAUAAAAACUCCAAUCUCUUCCGACGCUAUCAUCGAAGCUCUGACAAACCAACAAGCAAAGGAACUGACUUCGAAGCUCACCUCAGAAGAGCGUAAGCUGUUUUUAGUGGCAUUGAAUGAAUGCAAAUCAGAGGAGGAGAAAGCUGGUUAUAAAGGUCAGUUGGCAGCUUUCCGAUGGAGGAGUAAGCUUGGCAGACCUAGCAAAAUACCAUCGCUGGGCGAGGUGGAUCCUACAGGAACCUUCUGUCCCAUGCCAGAUGAUUGGUUAAAUCGCAAGUAUGUACCACAGUUAGUUGAAAACGUUCCAGAACCAACUACAAAAGAUCUGAUGCUAGUCGCGUUUGCGAACGCAAUUCCGUUCGUCGGAUUUGGUUUUCUUGACAACUUCAUCAUGAUUGUUGCUGGCGAUCAAAUCGAACUGAUCUUGAACAGAAGGUUUCCGAUCUCGACCAUGGCAGCAGCCGCGUUGGGCAACACGGUAUCUGAUGUCAUUGGAAUCGGGUCAGUGCAUUACGUUGAGAUAUUCGCCCAGAAAGUCGGCUUUAAAGCGCCCAAGUUGACAUUAGCACAAUUGAAUCUACCUAGGACACGAAUAGCAGCGAACUUGGGCCGAGUCAUCGGAGUUACGAUUGGAUGUCUCAUUGGUAUGACGCCUAUACCCCUAGCCGCGCUUUUCCGCAGUAGCUGAAUUGCUUGAAAAACGAUUGAGAAAUGAAUUAAGUUAAUUUACACAUGGGACUAAACAUCUCACUUAUAGUAAGCACUUUGUGUCAAAAAGGCCUAUAGACUUCUAUAAUUUUAAUGUUUAACUGCCACAAUAACAAUUUGUCCCAACAAAUGUAUUUAAUAUAUAAAUGUAUAGGAUGUUAUAGGCUGUGUAAAGAACAUAAAGUAUGUGUGUGUAAUAUCAUAAUUUUUCUUUUUUAACUAUUAUAACAAUAGAUUUUUUAUUUCUUGCAUGGUAUUGUGCUGGCAUUUCAAUCCAGCACUGAAUCUAUUAAGUAAAAGUAAGUAAAGAAGAAACUUUCUUUUUUGCUUUUUAUGUAGAGAUAAAACUAGAAAAAAGAAAAUAGUUUUAAUGUCAGCUUCCAAAAGAAUAUUGACCCUUUUGUUCACUCAUUCGUAUAUUUAUUUCAUGUAAAAUCAAAUAAAUAUAUAAUAUUUAAUGCCUUUAGAUGAUAGAAACACACAUAAUGUUCUCUCUCGUAGUAUGCAAUAUCGGAUAUUUAUUUGGAAAAACACGUUAGUAUCGAACGUUAUGUUACAAAAAGUUAGUACAAAAAAUACAGAUAUAUGUCUAUAUGUGAAAGAGAUUGUUUAGGCAAAGCGUUAUCAGAAAGCUAAUAGUAAAUAUUUAAAGAUAUCGAUGAA
Formica exsecta is the source of this 2349-nucleotide messenger RNA. RefSeq lists its product as uncharacterized. The transcript is spliced from 7 exons. The record is from RefSeq and is a predicted model, not a curated record. Gene Ontology annotation, cellular component: mitochondrion. Bases 806 to 1666 code for a protein of 286 amino acids. Lineage: Eukaryota; Metazoa; Arthropoda; Insecta; Hymenoptera; Formicidae.